UGCUCUCGUUCGUCUUUCCUCCUCCUUCUCUCUCUCUCCUCCUUGUCUUCCCUCUCUCUGUUCUUGCUUGAAAUAGUACCGACAUGGCUCCGAGGAAAUGGGGUUUCUCGGCUUGAAAGAAGCUGCUCCGUCCCCCGUCCUUUACGCCCUCUUCGCUUAUAUAUGCGCUGUAGCUUGAAGAAAUUCGGCUUUGAGAAUCGAAAAACCCGUAUUUAGGAUCACUUGGGAGGGUGUCAUCAUGGCUAUGCAAGCAUUAUAUCUCAAGGAACAUGAGGGAAUGCUCCAUAAUCCCACAUCACAGUUGUCCUCGGCUCCGUCGGCAGCACCUUGGUGGGCCGCCUUCGGGAGUCAAUCGUUUCAUGGGGAUUCGUUGGGCCAGUCGAAUUCGUCGCCUGUUGAUAACCCUAGCUGCGGUGACCACCUCACGCCGGCCAAACAGGCUGGACGGGGUACGGAACAAGGUGCAGAUAAGGGAAGCCUGACCCAGUUCACCAUCUUUUCAGGCGACUACAAAAAUUCUGCAAAUACCCAGAAGUCUCAACUACCCAUCUCCCCUCUGCCAGAAUACUGUGCUCGGGUUGAUCUAGGGUAUGGUCAGCAGAUGAUAUGUGCAAAAUAUCCAUAUGGAGAGCAGUGUUAUGGCGUAUUCUCACCUUUUGGGUCGCAAAUAUCGGGCCGGAUGAUGCUUCCUCUGAACUUGUCGACAGAUGAUGGACCCAUAUUUGUAAAUGCCAAACAGUACCAUGCGAUCAUUAGGCGCCGCAAAUUUCGUGCAAAAGCCGUGCUCGAGAAUAAAGUAACUAGACGUAAGCCGUACAUGCAUGAAUCACGUCAUCUCCAUGCUAUGCGCCGACCAAGGGGUUGCGGGGGCCGUUUCUUGAAUGUGAGAAACUCGAGCAAUGAAGAGGGAGGAGCUGAAGCAAAGAAAGACAGUGGCGGAGAAUUUCCCCAGCCAACUGGUUCUCAGAGUUCUGAUCUCUCACAAUCCGAGAGUGGCACAACACCGAGCUUGCCAAAAGAAGCUAACGGCAGUGCUGGGAAUCUCUCUGGGUCAGAAGUCACUAGCAUGUACUCGAGGGAAGGACUUGGUCGUUUUCCGAUCAAUCAACUUGGACCAUCCUACUCUUUCACCAGCAUGAACGAUACCUCGCAUAGCAUUGUCAUGCCCAGCAAGUGGGUCGCGGCAGUGGACAAUCGCCGCAACCUCAAUGUCUGAAAGCGAGGGAAGUGGGGUCGAUGCCCGACCUCAUUUCCCUCUGACAACCAAGUAGGUCCCACUGCCGUUCCUGUAAUGGCUAUUGCAGUGGGGUCUUUGGCUCAGGAUUCUCCUCCGACCUUUUGGUUGCGAUGCGAUAGGCAAAUCAUUCUUGGCUCAUGGGUGCAUUAAGUUAGUUAUUGCCUAGUCACUCUGGUGUAGUGGUUGGCUGAAGGUGGCUAAUCCUUAAUGCAUCUUCUAAAGAACAUGACUAAGAACUUAGAAUAACGUGGGUUUGUUCACUAUUCCAUGCCCAUGGAACUACUAAGAGAAUGGAAGACUGGGUUUGUGUUUGUUAAUGUCUUGUUAAUACUUACAGUUUGUUGGUGUCGAAGUCCUUGAUGCUUUCUGAGUGGAUUUUGAACUAUUUGAAGUGAUGAACUAUAUGAAGUGAUGUAUUGUAACUUUAAAGUUUGUUUAGUGUCUCACCGUCAUUAGUAUUGUC
This is a messenger RNA of Eucalyptus grandis, 1700 nucleotides long. Its product is annotated as nuclear transcription factor Y subunit A-10. Lineage: Eukaryota; Viridiplantae; Streptophyta; Magnoliopsida; Myrtales; Myrtaceae. Gene Ontology annotation, molecular function: DNA-binding transcription factor activity, RNA polymerase II-specific; RNA polymerase II cis-regulatory region sequence-specific DNA binding. The transcript has 6 exons. Gene Ontology annotation, biological process: regulation of transcription by RNA polymerase II. The coding region runs from base 239 to 1216 and encodes 325 amino acids. The record is from RefSeq and is a predicted model, not a curated record.